Molecule: messenger RNA, 1139 nt
Organism: Crotalus tigris (Tiger rattlesnake)
Lineage: Eukaryota; Metazoa; Chordata; Lepidosauria; Squamata; Viperidae
Gene: POLR2H
Product: RNA polymerase II, I and III subunit H
Exons: 5
Coding region: 196-648 (150 amino acids)
Biological process (GO): DNA-templated transcription
Cellular component (GO): RNA polymerase I complex; RNA polymerase II, core complex; RNA polymerase III complex
Molecular function (GO): DNA-directed RNA polymerase activity
Source: RefSeq, a predicted model, not a curated record
CAUCGUCGGGCGCCUGCGCCGGAAGCGGAAGAGCGCGAAUGUCUGGGUCGUGCAGUGUCUGAAUGUGUGGAUGUUUCACGUGCGUUUCUCGUGGAGUUGUGUAGCUGCUCUGGCUCCUAGCGGAAGGCUUGUGGGGCCCUCGGCUCGCCCCCUCCCCGUUUAAAUCUUGCGCCUGGCCUGCUCUUCCUCCUCGCCAUGGCGGGCAUCCUCUUCGAAGACAUCUUCGACGUGAAGGAUAUCGACCCCGAGGGCAAGAAAUUCGACCGGGUUUCCCGGCUGCACUGUGAGAGCGAGUCCUUCAAAAUGGAUCUGAUCCUCGAUGUGAACGUACAGAUCUAUCCAGUUGAUCUUGGAGACAAAUUCCGCCUUGUGAUAGCCAGCACUUUGUAUGAAGAUGGGACAUUGGACGAUGGCGAAUAUAAUCCUACGGAUGAUAGACCCUCCAGGGCGGACCAGUUUGAAUAUGUGAUGUAUGGGAAGGUGUACAGGAUUGAGGGUGAUGAGACAUCAACAGAAGCAGCCACACGCCUCUCUGCCUACGUCUCCUACGGCGGCCUGCUCAUGAGACUCCAGGGAGAUGCCAACAACUUGCACGGCUUUGAAGUGGAUUCAAGGGUCUACCUCCUGAUGAAGAAAUUAGCCUUCUGACCAGCUUCUGCCACCAGACGGUUGGAGGCUCCAUUAGCAGCUUGGAACAUUACAGAAAAUAGCCCAGAUCUGCUCCUUCCUCUGCCUUAUAGAGGCAUAUGGAGCAAAGCUUGUUGAUGAGUUAGAAAGAUCCUUCUAAUGUUCUCCACUGCCUUGUCAGCCACGAGAAAGACAAACUUUUCUCCCUCCCAUUUUCCCAGGGCCCUUUGCAGGUAGGAAGUGGCUGCCACAUGCCUUCCUCAUGAAGCUAAGCAGUAAUAUUUCCAGGCACCGGAAACUCUAUGCUUUUGAUGAGGUGAUCUGUUUUACAGUGAAGGAAGGUCAUUUUUCUACAAAGGCAACACUGCCAUUUCUGGAAAACUGGAGCCAUUUUUCUCUGGUGUUUUGGUCGAAAACACAGAGAAAAAGACGUUAGCUCCUGAGUCAAACUCCUACAGGUAAUCGGUGCUCCUUUUUUAAAAAACCUCAAAUAAAAGUGUUUUUUUUUAUUA